Papaver somniferum (opium poppy) is the source of this 528-nucleotide messenger RNA. RefSeq lists its product as uncharacterized. NCBI's taxonomy places the organism in Eukaryota, Viridiplantae, Streptophyta, Magnoliopsida, Ranunculales, Papaveraceae. The record is from RefSeq and is a predicted model, not a curated record. The transcript is spliced from 2 exons. Bases 1 to 528 code for a protein of 175 amino acids.
AUGGUUGUUGAGGAUGAAACUCUACCUCCUCCACCUCUCAACAAUAAUCCACCUAAUAGGGAAUCCGGAAUCAAAAAGGCCCCAAGUGCUAAAGCCAAACUCGGUUAUAUUGAUGGAUCCAUUGUGAAACCCACUGAUCCAAUUGAUCUUUCCCAUUGGACUCGAGCAGAUGACUUAGUUGGUAGCUGGGUUUCCAACUCAGUUGACCCAGAAAUUCGUGGGAGUGUUCAAUCAUUCCCAUCUGCAAGAGAUCAAUGGUUAGAGAUCAAAAACCGAUUCUCUAAUACCAAUGCUCCUAAGCUUUUUGCUCUCAAACAAUCAAUAUCUUCAUUGAAACAAAAAAAUUUGAAUGUUGCAAUGUAUUUCACUCGGCUCAAGUCUCUUUGGGAUGAACUAGAUUCAUUCAGUCCUCUCGUCCCUUGCAUCUGUGGAGAAGGCAAGGAUUUUUUAGAUCACCACAAUCAAGAUCGCUCAAUGGAAUUCCUACAGGGUCUUCAUGACCGCUUUUCUGCUCUCCGCAGUCAAUGA